AUGAAUGUGGAUGAUGGUGAUGUAGAUGACGGCGAUGAAGAUGAUGGUGAUGCUAAUGAUGGCGAUGUAAGUGAUGGCAAUGUAGGUGAUGGUAAUGUAGAUAAUGGCGACGUAGAUAAUGGUCAUGUAGAUGAUGGUGAUGCAGAUGGUGGCGAUGUAGAUGACGGUGAUGCAGACGACGGCGCUGUAGAUGAUGAUAAUGGCGAUGUAGAUGAUGUUGAUGUAGAUAAUGGCGAUGUAGAUAUAGAUGAUCGUGAUGUAGAUGAUGGCGUUGUAGGUGUAGAUGUUGAUGUUGUAGAUGAUGGCAAUGUAGAUGAUGAUUAUGGUGAUGUAGAUGAAGGUGAUGUAAAUGAGGGCGAUGUAGAUGAUGGUGAUGUAAAUGAUGGUGCUGCAGAUUAUGUUGAUGUAGAUGAUGGUGAUGUAGAUGAAGGUGAUGUAGAUGAUGACGAUGUAGAUGAUGAUGUAGAUAAUGGCGAUAUAGAUGAAGAUGAUGGUGAUGCAAAUGAUGGUGCUGUAGAUUAA
Molecule: messenger RNA, 522 nt
Organism: Anoplophora glabripennis (Asian longhorned beetle)
Lineage: Eukaryota; Metazoa; Arthropoda; Insecta; Coleoptera; Cerambycidae
Product: prostatic spermine-binding protein-like
Exons: 3
Coding region: 1-522 (173 amino acids)
Source: RefSeq, a predicted model, not a curated record